Molecule: messenger RNA, 3355 nt
Organism: Dreissena polymorpha
Lineage: Eukaryota; Metazoa; Mollusca; Bivalvia; Myida; Dreissenidae
Exons: 5
Coding region: 166-1602 (478 amino acids)
Biological process (GO): carbohydrate biosynthetic process
Cellular component (GO): membrane
Molecular function (GO): sulfotransferase activity
Source: RefSeq, a predicted model, not a curated record
GGCCUCCGACCGUAGUAGAACGAAGCCAAUACCGAAGAUACAAAUUCAAAUCAUAUCAUAGUAAAACUUAAUUUCGACACAAAAUGGAUACGAACAUAUUUUCCGAGCACUUGUUAAUCAAACCCGCAAGAAGGCAAGACGUGUCAGAGGGGCAUGGUUGCAUGAAUGGGAAUCCUAACAGUUGUGCGUCCGUAUUUGAAAUCGCUGUUGACAGGGGGUGCGUUGUUGCUGGUGGUCUUCUACGUCAUUUCCGGUAGACAGCUGGCGUUCUAUUUUACCCCGGGUGUUGCGAGAGACUUGCACCAGCAUAAUGACCCUCGACCGGGAAAAAACACUUUGACUUUAUCAACGCCCGUUUCUCUGUCUUUGCUACUUCCGACGCUCGGCGCUUCGCUACCGCCGUGGAAUUUCCGGUCACCGCAACCAGCAAUAUUUCAGAACCCGAGGCCACAUACUCCAUCCACAACCGCAUCUGGCGGCUCGCCGGGUGGUUUUUCGCACACAAACCCAGAAGACAUUGUUCUUAUUAGCAAGGAUUCUUCUAUGGUUAGUCAAUUACAUGAUAUGGGACGGAGGUCAAUGCAUUUAAACACAACGUGCUUCAAGGACGUUUUACUCAACGCAACUUAUAAGGGAACGGAACGCGGACGGUUUUUUCAUUCCAAGGUUUACAAUAUCGCAUAUUGCAAGGUGCCAAAAGUUGGGUCCACUUUUUGGACACUGUUAUUCACAACUCUUGACAAUGGAGUCGAUUUUGGCAAGAAGCUUUUGGAAAAGAAACGCAGUUCUCUACACGCCGGUCGCUACACAUUUUCUUCCUCAUUCAUGUACGUGAAGAGUGCCAAAGUUGCAACAAUUCUCCCGACACGUGAUCCAUAUUCUCGGCUUUUCUCGGCUUACAUCGACAAGUCAUACUUGCCCAUUAGAUUAAACACAAACUACGCUGUCCUAAGCAUUCAAAACAAAUCACUAUGCGCAACUGAUGUUUCUUUUCAAGAAUUUCUCCACUGGAUUUUAAACGAAGCGAAAGUAGGCAAAUCUUUAGAUCAACACUGGGCACCGAUUUAUUCUAUUUGCGGAUCUUGCGAGGUUAACGCUCAGUACAUUGUAAAACAAGAAACAUUUACAAACGACAUCGGCGUCGUAUUGCAGAAGCUGAACGUCUCGUCAGAAAAGUACAACUUCAUCAUGCAUACGCUGGAUGGCAAGCGGAUUCAGUCAUUCUUGCCAGGGAUUGUGGCCACAAUUCUAGAGCGGAGUUCUGGGGCCGAGAUUAGCCGGUGUAUGCCUUGGCUGGAGGUCACUCGGAGGAUAUGGCGCUCUUUCCAGAUUCAGGGCUAUAUUCGCGAGGACCGAGGGUACCCGCAAGACACGUUCGAAUCCAUUCAGAACAGCUCGGAUCCGUCACUAGUAUCCGAUAUAAUUUUGGCGGAAAUAUUCAAGUAUACUUUGUCGUCGGAAGAACGUAAAAUGCAACGAGAAAAUGCGUUACGAAAAGCGUAUGAUGGUGUCAGCAAAGAUGUUGUUGACGUGAUCAAAGACUUGUACAGUGUGGACUUUUCAAUAUACGGUUAUUCUAAUAUUCCACCAAAUGAAAGAUAACAUGAUAUAUACAAGUGUCUUUGCGAUAAUCAAAAUAUUAUUUGAUCAUUUUUUAACUGUUUAAGUCAACAUUUGUUAACAAAAAGACUUAACGUUCGUGUGUGUACUCUUAAUAUACAAUAUUAUUUAACCUCUUUAAUGGUCGCGGUGGUGUAGUGGAUGAGGUGUCCGCCUAGCGAUCGGGAGUUUGUGGGUUCGGGGUUAUCUCCUCCACAGACACCAAGUACUGGCUCUUUCCAGGAAAAGGACUCGACAAUGUCCAUAUCUGCCGAUACUAUGUAUACUAUGCAUUCCUGUCUGUGCUAUGUGUCUAUGCAAUUGACUGUAGGAAGUACGAAGUAGAAGUAUGGUUACAUCGUGUAUAUUUCAACAUAUUACUUGUAAUAAUUGCUAUUGUUUUCAUGUCCAUAAAAUUAUUUCAGCUGGGAAUGCAUUUUGUUUGAAGAGAUAAAUUAUGAAACAAUGAUUUUUUAAAUAAUUGUUGGAGAAGAAAUAAUUACUUAUAUCCUUUAGGUAUACAAGUGUACUGCAUAAUACGCAUUAAUUAAGUGAUAUAAAUGCCCGGGAUUCACUGUUUGUGAUAGACCCACCUGAUUUAGCAACUGUAACAAAAAUAGCCUAUGAUUACUUAAAAAAGACAAUUCAUUUUAGUCUGUUCAUACAUCUUUAGUGCAUUUUUGUUUCCUGAGUUGCUUGCGCUAAUCGAGCUUAUUGAGUAAUGAACAUUUUUUGUCAUGAAAAAAAAUCAUGUCAAGUAUUACAUCAGUUUAAUCCUUAAUUGCGUUUUUUUUGUUAGUCAGACAGCUGUUGUUGCGUGUUCCUAUGAAAAAAACCCACAAAUAAUGGAGUGUGAUUUGUCCAAUGUUGCAUGGAGUAAAAUUACAUUAUAACGCUGCAAUCAUAUUACGGCGUCAAAGUUGUCGCAAUUAUAUCUGUCAAGGUGUAGUUAUCGAUUCACUGAAUUGUGAUAUGCAUUUACAACAAUUUCGAUCAAGAUACAUUACUUAUAAUAAUCUUGGCUUGCGUAAACGGUAUAUAAACGAGUGUGCAUGCAUUUCAUUAAGAAAUAAACCGAUCUGUCCUAUGUAUUUCGUGUUAAGCCGUAAAAAUAAAUGAGCGAAAACAAAAUCGAUUGGCUUAAAAUGUUUAAUAAUCUCGCUAAUCUCUGAAAAAAUACGGUGGGUCCAGCUGUUCAAUUGUAGUGUUCUCAUUGCUCAUAUCGUGUAAUAUAUCAUAUGACGUGCGAAAAUAGGUUUUAUGUCAUAUGCGGGCAGUAUAGCUAAAGACCAGAGUGAACAAUCGCGAAACCUACCGCUAGCCAAUCGCGAGUUACCGCUUUUAAGUCACAUAAGAAUUCGCGGUCUCAUAAGCAGUCGGCGUAGCUCCUGACCGCAUUGAACAUUGACAUGCUAGUCUGCAGCUACGUUGGCUGUAUAUGGCCGAAGACCCAUUAUCGCAAGACGCUGCAGUCCGCUACGACCGAAGACCCAUUAUGGCAUGACGCUGCAGUCCUUAGAGGGUUGGCUGCAUAUUGCAUAAGACCCAUUAUCGCAUGACGCUGCAGUCCUCACGGGUUAAUCAAGGACGACACUUUCCGAAUAGACCGGAUGUAUACUAGAGACUUCGUUUAAACGAAAAAUUAAAAAAAAGCGAGUGUCGUCACUUAUUAUAUGAUGAUGUAUAACUGUGUUGCUGUUUUAUGUUUAAUGUAUUACUGUACAAAAUUAUAAAAAUAAAACAACUGGCGUCUUAA